Messenger RNA from Neurospora tetrasperma FGSC 2508, 1743 nucleotides. RefSeq lists its product as uncharacterized. The transcript is spliced from 7 exons. The record is from RefSeq and is a predicted model, not a curated record. Lineage: Eukaryota; Fungi; Ascomycota; Sordariomycetes; Sordariales; Sordariaceae. The coding region runs from base 1 to 1743 and encodes 580 amino acids.
AUGGAGUCGCUGAUCCAAAACCCAAUGUCCUCUCAUAUCAAACACUCAUCAAAUGACUUCGCCGGAAUUGCUAUAGGAGUCGUUCUCGAGAGUGAUGGAGGUUCGGAAAAGAACUGGUCCGGGCUCAGACAACCCGGUGUUUUGUUGGCCUACACAUCGACUCUUGCAAACGCGUUGAUGGGGCUUGCCUUUGCCCAAGCGGCCGUGAUAUUCUUCUGGGUCCAAGCAACAACGCCGUUACCAGUUGAGUUCCGGCAUUUCUCGGCUGUCAUAUCUAUCCUCGUCACAGUCACGUCCCUCCUUCGCGUGAUCGAUGUAUGGCAGAACAGUACCAUUGAUCUUCCGGUCACUUUGAAUAUCAGCAGCCUUUGGGGAAGAAAGUUUGGCAGUUUAGAUGUGGAUUAUACGCGGCCCAUUGGGCAAUUCGCUCCCGGAUUCUCAGAUGUGGUCCGCGAUUUUCUAAACAAAGCGCCCAUCCGAAUGAGAGGGGCAUUCGGCUUCGAUGUUGUUAAUUGUACAGAACUAAAAAACAGCUCUGAUACAUGUGACCUUGGUUGGCAGACGAUCGAACCCCAGAGAGAGCAUGAUGAAUAUCGGAAAAACAUCAUAUUUGAGACCUCCGUAAGGCCAAUUAUGGACGAUGAUCUUAUUCAUCACCCCGGUGCCAUCUCUUCAAACAGGUCAAUGAUCCAAAUCACCACAAGACGCAAAACUGAUACCGAAUGCACCGGUAUCUUCCUAAAUCAUACAUGCAAUCUUAACCCUGGAGCAGUAAUGUACAGUCCUAUUUAUGCGUAUCUGCAGGACCUAGACUAUCCAACGGCGGUAAACACCGUGUUUCCGCUUUGGCAAUUGGGAGCUUCACUCUUCAACUCCACCUCUUGGAUGCAGGAUUCCUAUGAUCACAGUUAUUCGGCGAACUACGAAGGUCUUGUUGCCAGCCUGAGUGCUGCAAAUGGGACCACCGUUGAAUUCGGCUCGCCGUGCUAUCACUACUUCAACGAUCCCAUGGAUUAUAUCAUCGACACUUACCGCGAAAUAGCCUUUCGCAUGUCUGUCCGUGCCGCUGCCGGCCUUUCAAACGACUAUCUCGCAGGCGAAAGUAGCAGCGUACAACAACUACCCGAUCUUAUGCAAAGAGGCGUUCCAUACACACUCCACUCCACCCAAGUACAGUAUGCCGCUGAUCGUCCAGCCCUGGUUCUCGCAGUCAUAGUCAGCCUUGUCGGACCAGUGGCGAUUCUGUUCCUUUUCUGGGGCUGGUGGAAGCUGGGAAGAGAUUUCUCCAUCAGUUCUCUCGAACUUGCCAACGCACUUCAACAACAAGAGAGGCGCACAUCCAGAUCAUCAGGAGAGAACCAACGACUAAUGAAUAAUGACGACGCAUUAGCCGGCGAUGAUAUGGCCAUCCAGGAUGAGACAGCAACCGAAAUGACACAAAUGAGUUGUAACAGCGUCAGUGGUAGUGAUAUCGAUCAGGAACAAGGACAACAUUUGGCCAGUGUCUUCGCCGAUUGCAGCGGCAACGCUACAGCUGACGAACUGGCCAAGCAUUUCCGCCAACGCGGCCAAAGGAAGAACUCCAAGGACGGGAAUGAAAACGAAGAGGAAGAAGGAGAGCCGAUGAUUCAGUACGGCGUGGUUGAAAGCGGUAACGGCAAGUAUCUUGGUUUUGCAAUGGUGUCCGGCUCUCAGGGGGCUACUACUGCUGUUCGUCGAUCUUGGAAAGGGGAGUUGUUGUAA